AUGUCGGCCAAUAGAACUCGAUAUCUUCCCUCACAAGCUUACGAAAUCGCUGUGAGACUUUCAGCUUGGGCCGGUCUAGAUCGCCAGUCAAACCAUCAAACCUGCUUCUCUGCGCAACCUCCUCCUUUCAACCCACUUCUACGCGUCGAAAUGUCUGGUCUUGAGAUACCAGCUUUUAUCAUCGGCCUUGGCGGUCUGAUUUCUGUUUUUGAGAAGGGUUUUGAAGUAUGGCGCGUCAUCCGAAGAGCGGACGAUUUUGGAGAUGAUGUUGCGGAUUGGAUGUGCAAGUUGGAGAUGGAGUUCUUUCGGUUCCAGACGUGGUGGACUGCUUUGGAACACCUUGCGAUUUCGAAGAGGUCAUCGCAUUCUGUUCUCAAUGUGCCACUUCAGUCAUCGCCUUUACAGAUCACGCUAGAUAAGCAGUUCGGCAAGCCCAUUAUUGACGCUGCGACAAGCGUCUUGAGAUUACUCGAGAAGAUUGAGGAAAUACUACAACGAAAUGGUGUUUUGGUCGUCACGCAAGCUGAACCAGUUAUCACAGAUCAAGGCGCAGACCUCGCUGAGGCUGCAGCGAAAUCGCGACAGCGACUCAAGCGAUUCGCUAGUGACCUCUUGAAGCAUACACCGUGGACAACUCGGAUCAAACACAGCACCAGCCCAUGGAAAGAAGACUCCGACAAAACCGCACUUGAUGAUUCACUGGAGUCCAUGAUAUACUGGAACAACACUCUCUAUAGCAUACUGCCCCAAAAUAUUCGAGACAGCAUCCUUGAGCUCGGAAUUGCAGGUUACGCUUUGGACUCGCCAGACAAUAUCAAGGACAUCGUCAAUCUGUCUAAUGAUCGCAACACAACAUUAAGCCAAAGCGCUAAACUCAUGACUAUUCGACAGCGCUUCAAAGAUGGCGCGGGCUUGAGCGCUGAUGUGGAUGCUAUACUUCAGAAGAUGGAGCUCAAAGAGGCUGCAUUUGAAGGUCUUGUCGCUGCCGACGUCUUCAAGGGAUGUCAAUACACGAUCUCUCAGUACACAACUCAAGACGGUGAUGUUUCCCCAGUUCUCAUCGAAUGGAUACCCAUUCCAAAAGACUUCGACGCCUACAAACUGGCUCACUCUCGGAUGGCAAGAAUCUCGUAUACUUUACAGCAGAUCGGAACAUUUUCAGCAAUACAGCCCCUCCACGCGCUUGGAUUCGUUGAGUUUGGUGGUGCAAGGUCUUUUGGCCUUGUUUCGACUUUGCCUCGCACUCUUACAUCUUCUACAAAGGUCUAUACACUCUACGAUAUGCUAGCUGGUGGCCAAAAGUCGGCGGCGGGUAGUAAAUCAGUUUCACGAGUACAGCAUGCUCUUCCAAGUCUAAACCAACGGCUUCAGUUAGCAUCAAAGCUAGUCAUGGGCUUCUAUACCUUUCUUUUGACUCGAUGGCAUCACGAACGCUUCAAUUCCCUGCACAUAGCAUUUCUUCUUGACGAGGCAGACACAAAGUCAAAGGUCCUCGACCUGACUCAACCUAUCAUCGGAGGCUUCGCAAUUUCUCGGCCAGAUUCACCUGCUGAGCUUUCCAUCUCAGCGUCAGUUGAAGAUACUGAAGUUGUAUACUUGCAUCCCGACAUACGCCAACGUCUCAAAUUAGGAGCCAAACAGACUGGUAACGAACAGCGUUUCCAGCGCGUCCAUGACAUUUAUGCUAUCGGAUUGUUAUUAGCUGAGAUUGGCUACUGGCGACCCAUCGCAAAAGUCGCCGAGUCAGGAGCAAAGGGUUCAAGAGCAAACUCCAUGUCACCCGAGCACUUCAAAGAAGCCGUUAUCAAGAAAUGCAAAUCGGACUUGGCUUUCUUCGCUGGGGAGACUUACAGGGAUAUCACGCUGCGAUGCUUACUGGCUGGUGAGACGGGCGGGGUUCAGGCAGAAAACGACGCUGCUGGAUUGAACAACCUGUAUUGGGACGUUGGAAUAAAUCUUAUAACUAGCUAG
Molecule: messenger RNA, 1971 nt
Organism: Fusarium tjaetaba
Lineage: Eukaryota; Fungi; Ascomycota; Sordariomycetes; Hypocreales; Nectriaceae
Exons: 2
Coding region: 1-1971 (656 amino acids)
Source: RefSeq, a predicted model, not a curated record